ACCAGAAAUGAGGAAUAUAUUUUAUUUAUAUCUGAUGCUUAGUAUUGGACGUUGCUCAGAUGAACAGAUUUUUGAGACCAAGAUUGUUCGUGUUGGAAAGGAGAUAAAACUGACAUGCCCCCGUAGGGAAGUAGGAACCUUGUUUUGGAUCAAGCUUGUUUCUGGAGACUUUCCUAAAAUCUUAGGAAGGUCAUUUACCUUCCAGCGUGGUGAUGAGCGCAUUAGAACUGCAACAGAAACUGGAGCAUUUGUUCUGUAUAUUACAAAAGCUCGGCAAAGUGAUACAGGUGUUUACUUCUGUAUGAAAACAGGAAAAGAAGACUUUAAAAUUUUGAGUGGAAUAUUCCUGAAAGUUGAAGGACCAGAACCAGCUUUCUCUACAGCUCCUCCAUCUGAUCCUGUCCAUGAGAAACCUAUAUUCACUCUGCAGUGUUCAGUCCUCCAUGACUGCCAGAAUAAAGCAUGUCCAGCAGCUGAUACGGUGUUUUGUUUGAAUGCUAAAUCGCAAAAAUUUCACUCCACUUUAAAUUACACUCAUAUAAAUGGUGGAGCUGAAUAUGAAAAAAACUUGGAUGGACUAUCAGCAACGAAAUGCUUCUCCAGCUACUUGCGAAACUUCAGCACCUUCGAUUCUCAGACAUAUUACUGUGCCACGGCCACAUGUGUGGAGUCAUUUUCUGAAGAUACAACAAAAGCUGAUACUGAAGGCGAUCAACAAGAACAAUAUAGUUCUCUAUUUUUUAUGUGCUACUUUGGCUAUAAGUCUGAUUGUUAUAGCCUCUCUAAUUUAUUCAAUCAAGAACCUGAAGAGGCAAUCAUAUGUGGAUUGUAAUGGUAAGCAGUCACUCAUACUGUACAUCAAUGUAUCAAAUAAUACUUGGAAAAGUAAACUAAGCUCUUUUUAUGUGACAAUAUAGCUGCUGUUGGUCUGCAAACAAAUGUAAUUCCAAAUGGUGAUCAGGAAAAUCUGCAGGUAGAUUCGGACUCGGUGGUUUAUUCUCUAGCAACUUUUACAAAAGUGAGCAAAUCACGGACAACGGAUACAAAACCUGCAGAAUGCAUCUACACUGAUGCCAGGGCCCUUGUACUGGAUUGACAAAACUCAUCAAUGUGAAUACAAAUGUUUAUACAAAGUUUUUGUAUAAAUAUAAAUUAUCAUUUGGACAAACUUAAAGAAAAUAUGAAAUGUAUUUUUUAGGUUUUUGUCAUAGCUUACAUUCAAAGAUAAUAAAUAAACAACAGAUGCAAACAACUGAAAGUUUUUUCAUUGUAGAAAGUUUGAAAAAUAAAAUGUUUUUAUUGUGAUGUUUCACAAUAAUCAUUUGUAUAUGUAUGCAUUUUUUUGUACAAAGUAAUAAACAGUUAUAAAUAGUCAUGGUGUUAAAAUCACAGACACAGAUUAAUCUCCUUAUUGCCCAUGGAAACAAGUCUUUCCUAAUCUGCUUCUUCUUCAGAUUAGAAAUUAGCGACUAGAAAGGAUCUAUUCUUUCUUAACAGACAAACAUACUGUUAUGCAAUGAUA
Molecule: messenger RNA, 1522 nt
Organism: Oreochromis aureus
Lineage: Eukaryota; Metazoa; Chordata; Actinopteri; Cichliformes; Cichlidae
Exons: 5
Coding region: 8-832 (274 amino acids)
Source: RefSeq, a predicted model, not a curated record